Messenger RNA from Ixodes scapularis (black-legged tick), 2159 nucleotides. RefSeq names its product E3 ubiquitin-protein ligase TM129. The record is from RefSeq and is a predicted model, not a curated record. The transcript is spliced from 5 exons. Gene Ontology annotation, molecular function: ubiquitin protein ligase activity. Gene Ontology annotation, cellular component: endoplasmic reticulum; membrane. Gene Ontology annotation, biological process: protein ubiquitination. Lineage: Eukaryota; Metazoa; Arthropoda; Arachnida; Ixodida; Ixodidae. Bases 85 to 1170 code for a protein of 361 amino acids.
GAACCUCUAGCGUACAUUAUAAUAACUCUAUGCACGCGACCACGCUGACCCGGCUGACCACGCUCUCGUAUUCUGUAAAUAAACAUGGCGUCCGAGGCUGUGUGGUUCAGUGUGGUCUACGCUAUAAUUUGCGUUUACAUACUUACGCCGCCGACAGAAUUCACAACCGCCGGAUUGACGCUCACACAUCUAUUCGGGAGGUUCAUCGACAAGGAAGACGUCAAGUUCGUGGAGCACCACAUCCAGAGAACGCUGCUGACUGUCGUCGUCCACACCUUCCUGCCCCUGGGCUACUUCUUUGGGUUCACGCAUCUGAUUGAGGAUGACGGCGUGGUGGAGCUGUGGCAGUCCAACCUGCUGUGGCAGAUCGGGCUGGCUGCGUCCUGUCUCGUCUUUACGGCCGGCAUCGUGCUUGCCUUCAGCUGGUCCAUGGCAGACUGGUCCCGCCACCCGGUGACGCAGAAGCUCCUGGUGUACGGCAGUCCGUGGCGGCUCAUCGCCAUGCGCAUCAAUGCCGAGUUCUGCCAGGUGGACAAGUUCAUCAGCGGCGCUGGGUCGCUCACCCGCACGGUGGUCACAAACUCCUGGAUCAUCAAGGCAACGCCGUACAGCCUGCACCUGAUUCAGCAGACGGAUGCGGUGCUGGAGCUGGUGAGCAGCGCCGAACACUCGGUCUCGGACGUGAGUGGGACGGGAGCCCAGUAUCUCGACAUCCUGGUGCGGAGCAGGAGGCCCGGCAUUCCCUCCUUCACCAUUCGCGUCAAUUCCAUGGAAUAUAAUGACCUGAGGGAAAAACUCCAGGCACCGUUGGACAAUGUGCGCAACAUAGUAAUCCACCGCAGCCUCAGCGACAGGUUCACGGAUGCCUUCAAAAGUCAUGUCGUGCAAAAUGCAAAGUACAAGCUGCCAGAAGGCAUGGAGCUGGAGCCAUGCAUUGGGUGCAUGCAAGCAACAGCCAAGGUGAAGCUGCAGAAGCUGUGUGACGAGCCCUUGGUCGGGCAGUGCCAGCACUGUCUGUGUCACCCGAUGUGGUGCGUCGACUGCAUGGGCCGCUGGUUUGCCAGCCGCCAGGACCAGGCGCGCCCAGACACAUGGCUGGGCAGCCGCUGCUUCUGCCCAACUUGCAGGUCGAUGUUCUGCAUGCUUGACGUGUCGCUCGUGGAAACCUAAAUCAACUCUGGCUGCACCGCAACGGCAAUCCUCCCCCAGACCAGAGACGCCCCUUCGAACGAACUACAGAGUGAGCGCCAAGAGGCAUUUCGUGAUAAGUUGGAUUUUUGCCUAACUUGAGCCGCAUUAAAGGCACCUCCAGAUCUGCUAUUUUGCAAUGUGCACACGGUACUGCAGCGUGUGUCGACUGCUCGUUCCAGAGCCAAAAGUGAUGUGUUUGUUAAUGCACAAAAGCGCUUUUCUUUCUCUCCAGCACCUCCAUCCCUCAAACAUCUAAAAGACCACUACAUCGCCUACUUUGUCUUUCAUUCUUUAUCACGAGACACUUUGAAGCAUCUGGGCCAGGGUUUAUUAGGUCACUUUUUUUUUUCUGUACUUUUAGCAAGAGUCAUCUGCAACCAGUGUAGGGCUUUUCUUUUGCCAAGUUUAACUUAAAUUAGCUUACUGCACACAGUGGCUGGAAACUUCUCAGGUACAUUGGUCCCUUCUCGCAAGGAACAAUAAAUUCAUUGAGGCAGGUCACAAGCGAUGAUGCUGCCUCUACAGGGCAUGAGCAACAUCCGAGAUGGUUGGCACAAUGGAUGGACACUGCAAGAACUGUUCCGGAUCUAGUCAUGUGUCCCAGAGAGCGGGCCAUGUGUACUUCCCCUUCUGCCCCACACUUCUACGCUUUUCUUCCCAACGCCUGGUCGCGUCAUCGUCGUCGUCCCGAACACUGCAACAAAUGACGAAAAGACCACAGUGUCACGAUCCCUCGGGGACGACAUGGAAUCUCACUAAGAAAAACCGUCUCCUUUCCAAGCCCCUGGGUCUUUGGCCAUGCUGCACUAAAGGACAGCAAGCGUCUUCAUUCGGCCGAAACUUCAGCCAGAAAAGGGAGCGUUGUCUCCAUUGUUGCCGCAACUUUCUUUCUUUUCUUUUUUUUUGUUACAAAAUUGUGAAAUUGGUUUAUUUUCAGAACUGAAAAAUAAAUGCAUUCUCCCGCUGCA